GUGAGGGGGAGAGAGAGAGUGAGAGAGCGAGCGCGUCGCGCCGCGCCGCGCCGCGCGUUUUCCGCUCGUGCCUCUCCGCCUCUCCGCGGCCGUACGACAACGACGUCCGCUCGUCGUUGCAGUGUUUCCUUCCCUCAUCGUGAUAAGGAUGUUCACGAUGUUCUCCGGCAAGAUGAAGAUCGAAAUCUGCGAGGCGAGAAAGCUACGCGCGACCGACAAGCAGCGGAAGUUCUGGAAAGAGAAGGAGGAGCCCACGCUCGACCCGUACGUACAGCUGGACGUCGAUGAGUUACACCUGGCCCGCACGACCACCAAGCUGAAAACCUCUGACCCGGUGUGGAACGAGUGCUUCAUCCACGAGGUGCAGCAGGCGGUCUUUCUGGGCCUCACCAUCUUCCACGACGCGGUGCUGCCGCCGGACUACUUCAUCGCCAACUGUAACAUCCCGUUCACGGAACUCGUAAAAAACCUGUACGAGGGGAUCAACGAUUUCUGGGUUGAACUAGAACCUCAGGGAAGGUUGCGACUGAGAAUAGCCAUGUGGAAUGCACCAAUCCGACAACCAAGUUUCUAUGGAGAGUAUAGCGGUGGGGAACACAGUCGCAUAAAAGGCAAAAAGGACCGGCAUGAAUUUAAGGAGAAAAAACAGGCGCUAAACCGUCGGAGAGCGAUGCGUCGGAGAAUUCACCAAGUGAAUGGGCACAAAUUCAUGGCUACCUUUUUGAGGCAACCAACGUUUUGUUCGCAUUGUCGUGAUUUUAUUUGGGGCUUUGGCAAGCAGGGCUAUCAGUGUCAAGUAUGUACUUGCGUAGUCCACAAGAGAUGUCACAUGUUGGUGAUAACCAAAUGUCCAGGAAUGAAAGAUGAGGGUAGCGCAACCGGAGGAGCAGAGGCGAUCCAAGGCACCACUCAAGAAAUAGCGCGCUUUAAUAUAGAUGUUCCCCAUCGUUUUGCUCUUCAUAAUUAUAAGAGAUUUACAUUUUGUGAUCACUGCGGAUCCUUACUGUAUGGUUUGUUCAAGCAAGGCUUACAAUGCGAAGCUUGUAACAUGAAUGUUCAUAAACGAUGUCAAAAAAAUGUCCCAAACAGUUGCGGUCUUAAUACCAAAGCUAUGAGCGAAAUUCUAAAAACGAUAAACUUCUGCGCAAACAAGCAAUCAAGAGCUCCAAAAAUUAGAGUAUCUUCACGUCCGCAAACACCCACAAUUACAGAAAAGGAAGAAGACCCAGAUGAAAAAAAUUUUAAAAAGGGUAAAAAAGGAAUGAAAAAGGACCAAAAGAAAGGACAGAAAGAAAAAACAAUAAAAGAAGGAAAAGAGGAGUCAAGAAAGGGGUCCAAAAGAGACGAGUCGGAUGACACGGACGAACUAGCGGAAGAACAGUCAGACGAUAUGGACAAUUCACAGACGAGUUUAAAAGACUUGUCAAGUUACACCAAAGAUGACGAUAGGAAUAACAGCAGCGAUUUAAAAAGAUUUGGUUUAGACGACUUUAAUUUUAUUAAGGUCCUCGGUAAAGGCAGUUUCGGUAAAGUAAUGUUAGUUGAACUGAAAUCUAAUCCCGAUGAGAUUUACGCCGUGAAAAUCCUGAAGAAGAGUGUCAUUAUUCAAGACGACGACGUGGACUGUACGAUGACGGAAAAAAGGAUUUUGACCCUUGCAGCGAAACAUCCUUUCCUGACAGCUAUUCACAGUUGUUUUCAAACGACUGACCGACUCUUCUUUGUUAUGGAAUAUGUCAAAGGAGGUGAUCUGAUGUUCCAUAUUCAGAAGGCUCGAAAGUUUGACGAACCGAGGGCACGUUUCUAUGCGGCGGAGGUGAUACUCGCGCUUCAGUUUUUGCAUAGAAAUCACAUUAUAUAUCGCGAUUUAAAACUGGACAACAUACUGCUCGAUGCAGAAGGACAUUGUAAAUUGGCGGAUUUUGGAAUGUGUAAGGAGAAUAUAAUCGAGGGAGAAACGACAACAUCGACAUUUUGCGGCACGCCGGACUAUAUAGCUCCCGAGAUACUUCAAGAGUUGCCGUAUGGUGCUAGUGUUGAUUGGUGGGCUCUCGGUGUUUUGUUAUACGAAAUGGUGGCUGGACAACCACCCUUCGAAGCCGAGAACGAGGACGAUCUGUUUGAAUCGAUCUUACGGGACGACUUAGUGUUUCCAGGAUGGGUUUCUCCGGAAGCGGAGUCCGUUUUAAAAGCCUUUAUGACCAAGAAUCCUGCCAAGCGAUUAGGUUGUGUUGCAGCCGACGGUGGCGAAAGUGCCAUAAGGGUCCAGCCAUUUUUCAAAUACCUAGAUUGGGAAGCUCUCGAAGCACGUAAAAUAAAACCUCCAAUCAGACCUAAAAUUAAAAAUGAAAAAGAUGCCUUGAACUUUGAUACGGAAUUCACGAAGGAAGAUCCUGUAUUAACGCCGGAGAGUGCAGACAAAUUAGGCGACAUCAAUCAAGAAGAGUUUCGUGGUUUCUCCAUAGUAAAUAGAGACUUCAAUCCAUUAAGAUCUUAGGCCUGCAAAAUAAGAGAGCGCAAGCGGGACUGUAAGGAGCACUUACCUUUGUUUCCCGGACACCCGGAUCCUCACGAUACCGACGCGCCUCUCGAGAGCUUGUACGAGAAUGGGAAUUCUUUGCGUCUUCGAAGUAGGAGGGUGAUGUGAGGGAAGGAAGCCCGUUACACAUUUGUUGAUCGUACGUCCUGCUGUCGUUUGCUAGAACGAUGGGGCGUUGAUCAGCAAAUUGUAACGUUCUAAGCGCCAGAAGCAUUAACUUCCGAUGGAGACUGUGUCGAUACCUUUCUUCUCCGUGUACUUCCAUGUGUAUACCUCCCUGUUACAACCUCAUCGUAGCGUUCCUACGAAUUGUACACACAAAUACAUACCGUGUGUAUUGAUUCACACUACGGUGUCUCCUUAUCACCGACGAUCGUAAUCCGAUUACGGCCGCUAAUUGCACGUCUCCUUAUAUUUAUUGGCGUUUUUUUUCUAUCCCCUUGUGACCCAUCUAUCUUUUUCGGCCCGUCGACGUGAUAGAGAACUAUCUCGAUGUGUAAAAGUACCUGACGAAGACGUAAGACGAUCGAUAGCUCGCAUCUCUUCGUAUUCUUGACAUCGUCAAACAUAAUUUUUGAGUCUAUAUUCGCUAAAAAGAAAUACUAUUUAUGAAAUUUCGUCGACGUAUGCACAUCCUUCUUUGGCCCGUCGACGCGAUAGAAAAAAAAAUCUAUCUCAUUGUAAAAAGUACCUGAUGAAGGCGCAAGACGACCGUUAGCUCGCGUCUCUUCGUAUUCUCGGUGUCAUCAAACAUGAUUACUUAUGCUCAUAUUUUUUCACUAAGCUUACGAAGCUUCAUUGAUAUUCAUAAAGUACUUUUCUUCGGCCCAGUGAAUAUCGAGAAGACUAUCUCGAUAUAAAAGUAUCUGGACGAAGACACAAAACGUUCGAUCACGUCUCCUCGUAUUCGUAACAUCUUCAGAUGUGAUUAUCGAACUCAUAAUAUUCUCUUUGCAAGUCUAUGAAGCUUCGUUGGCAUACAGUGUAUUUACUAUGAAUCUAGUCAGAAUGGAGAUUUACGGGACGGAUCUGGUCUGAGAAUUCGUGUUACACGGCGGAUGCGUCAAAGUCUAGAGAGAAGAGAGCGAGAGAAACGGGUUAGUCCGGCCUACGCUUUAAGAAGAUUAAAAAAAA
Monomorium pharaonis (pharaoh ant) is the source of this 3673-nucleotide messenger RNA. RefSeq names its product calcium-independent protein kinase C (gene Pkc98E). Bases 149 to 2497 code for a protein of 782 amino acids. Gene Ontology annotation, biological process: protein phosphorylation. The record is from RefSeq and is a predicted model, not a curated record. The transcript has 10 exons. Lineage: Eukaryota; Metazoa; Arthropoda; Insecta; Hymenoptera; Formicidae. Gene Ontology annotation, molecular function: ATP binding; diacylglycerol-dependent serine/threonine kinase activity.